AUGAUCUUUAAUUAAUAAUCAAUUCCAUUUAUUUACAAGGUGGAAUAAAAAAUAGUUUUAGUAUUAAUAACCAGGAGGAGGAUGUAAGCUUAUAAUUUUAAAGUAGAUUUAAAAUUUCUUUCAACUGUAGAGAAAUAAUACUGCCUUCAAAUAAAGAGGCUCCAUCUAAAUAAUAAAAGAUCUUCAUAAUAAUUUAUUUUGAAAUGGUAAAAAUUAUAUAUAAAUAUUUAGCACUAGCCUCCUUAUUUUAAAGUAGAAGAAUUUUAUUAAUUGAAUCUUUUUCAAUUUAAAUUGUGGUGA
Paramecium octaurelia is the source of this 300-nucleotide messenger RNA. The record is from the annotation of a GenBank genome assembly. Lineage: Eukaryota; Ciliophora; Oligohymenophorea; Peniculida; Parameciidae.